UCAAACUUUUAAUUCUAUACUCUUUAAUUAGUUUUAAGUAAAAUGUUUAAGCAACGACAAGUAUUUUUAACAUUAAUAGCUGUAGCGGCUGUUAAUGCUGCCAGCUUUAGUUUACAGUACAAAGGCAAUAUGAGACAUCCAGAUCUUCCCAAUCAUUGUUAUUUCACCGAACAUGAUCUUACAAUUCCCUUCAAUAAGACCCUUUAUCCUACAAAUCUUAAGAAUACCUGUAUUAAAGUGUUUUGUCGUGAGGAUUAUGUUUUGGAAAUUAGACAUUGUGAAAAUCUGGCCCCUAAUCGUAUCUGUCAUCAUACUGCUUACGAUUAUACCCAACCUUACCCUGACUGUUGUCCCAUAGUUACAUGUGAGGAUAGAGUUUUACGCAAUCCAAAUUAUUAAAAUUUAAAUAAAAGAAAUAUUUAAUAUCGAA
Molecule: messenger RNA, 430 nt
Organism: Lucilia cuprina (Australian sheep blowfly)
Lineage: Eukaryota; Metazoa; Arthropoda; Insecta; Diptera; Calliphoridae
Exons: 3
Coding region: 43-399 (118 amino acids)
Source: RefSeq, a predicted model, not a curated record